AUGAACGAAUAAUAAUUGACGAGAAAUUAGAUCCAGGCAAUUCUUGAAUCUCAGACAAGGAAAGUCGAUGAAAGUAAGCGCAAAAGGACGGUCUGUGUUCAUUGGCUCAGUAAUUAGUGCAAAAAGGACGAAAGAUGCGAGUUUCUUCAUGUAUUCUAGGAAGACAAGAUUCCCCCUUGUAGAUAUUAUUUGCAAGAAGGUGAUUGCUCUAAAGGAGAUAAGUGUGUGUUUAGGCAUGUUAAUGCUUAGGAGAAAAGAACUGAGGAUUGUCCAUACUAUGAGAGAGGCUUCUGCAGACUUGGAAUAUUUUGUAGUCUGAAUCAUUACUAAAAGAAAAUAUGCUAAAAUUAUAUGUAUGGAUUUUGCCCGAAAGGACCAGACUGCGAUCUUGAGCACAUCAAAUCAGUGAUUGCAGAUAAUGAGACCACACUAAAGAUUCUUGCUAAUUUCCCUGAUAAUGAGAAUUGGUUUGAUAAGAACGCGCUUUCACAAUCACAUCAGCAAUAGUAGCAAUAACCUUGGCAAAAGGCGAUGGUAAAAGUAAGAUGCCACAGAUGUGGCAGUGUGGGCCAUAAAAGUACUUACUGCUAAGAGGAACAAAUCACUCCAGAGCAGCUUAACCAAAUCUUGGCUGAAGAUGAGUAAUACAAUAUGCAGAAUAGAGCAGUCCUUUGCUUUAAAUGCAAGAGAUACGGGCAUUAUGCGAAUGUUUGUCCAACUAGAUCACAAAAUAAUCAAGCUGUAGAUGCGAUCGGCUAACUAUUCCCCAAUCUUAAUUUUGAUACUGGUACAACAAGCACAGCAAAUAUAGGAGCUGCUACAACAAAUAUUUUUGGAAUACAAGGAACUAACGAUCAAGCUCCAUCUGGUUAUGCUGAUCAGAACAUAAGCCAGCUAGAUCACUAAAAUGAGGCAAUGAAUAGUGCUGGUGGUGAUCCGAAUGACAUUACUUAAAAUUUGAGAAAUAUUUAAAGGAUGCUCGAUGGUCAAGGAGGUGUAGGAGCUGGAAGCAGUCAAGACAAUUAGAUGGUGAGAGUAACAAGUGUCUCACUAUAAGAAUUGCCUUUAACUUUUGAACAAAUUAAUAUGGCAAUAAACAACUGCGCAAUGGUCAUUUAACAAGAGGGAUUUAUGAGCAUGUAAUGA
Molecule: messenger RNA, 1146 nt
Organism: Stylonychia lemnae
Lineage: Eukaryota; Ciliophora; Spirotrichea; Sporadotrichida; Oxytrichidae
Source: the annotation of a GenBank genome assembly